Messenger RNA from Schizophyllum commune H4-8, 726 nucleotides. Its product is annotated as ESCRT-II complex, vps25 subunit. The coding region runs from base 6 to 581 and encodes 191 amino acids. Gene Ontology annotation, molecular function: protein homodimerization activity; structural molecule activity. Gene Ontology annotation, cellular component: ESCRT II complex. Gene Ontology annotation, biological process: protein transport to vacuole involved in ubiquitin-dependent protein catabolic process via the multivesicular body sorting pathway. The transcript has 5 exons. The record is from RefSeq and is a predicted model, not a curated record. Lineage: Eukaryota; Fungi; Basidiomycota; Agaricomycetes; Agaricales; Schizophyllaceae.
CUCUCAUGGCUCUUCGCACUCACGAGACACCCUCAGGCUUUCUGCUGCCAUCGAUACACUCGUUCCCACCUUUCUAUACGCAGCAGCCGAACCCAUCAUCGGAAUCGGCGGUCACAGAGCAGUGGAGCAGACUGAUUUUGACCUAUGCACGGCAUAGAAGACUCUUUACCUUGCGCGUUGAGGAUGCGGAGGCGCCUGGCGGCGAUUGGGACGAGAUCCUCAGGAAUGAACGCAUCAACCGAAGACUACCACCAUCUCACUUGGAGAGAAUCCUUGCUAGCAUGGUCUCCCGAAAUCAGGCCGCGUACGAGCCUGCAAAGCAGACUCGUGCCGCGCUGAUCUACUGGAGAACACCUGAGGAGUGGGCUGAAGAGCUUCACCAAUGGGUCGCGUCGACAGGCCAGCUCGGGACCAUCAUGACUUUCUACGAGAUCAUGGAACCGCCGGUCGAAUCGUCCUUGAGCGGCAUACCCCUGCCCCUUCUCAAGAAGGCGAUCAGCAUAUUGGCGAAGUCAGGGCGCGCGCAGCCCAUUGCCGUCGCGGAUGGCGAAGGUGUCAGGUUCUUCCAAGGGGCAAGCUGAUCCUGUAAAUUUUGAACCCUUCAAGUUGAGGAUCACUGGGACCAGCCUCAUCCGAACUCUUCAUCUUGGUCCCUCUCAUUGGCAUAUACGAUGUAUACUGUAGCAUAGAUCGAGGAUGGUGUAUAGCAUUGAUGCGCUCAUGGCA